GGAGUCCCCGGGGCUGAGCUGCCGGACGAGGAGGCUGCAAGUUUUCAAACCUCAACUGUAAGACCUGAUUAGUGUCGCCGCCGUCUCUGCUGCCGCUGCUACUGUUGCUGUCGCCUUCGAAGCCGAGGUCGCAGCCGCCGGGAGGGAAGGAGUACCUCGUCCUGGCCUCGUCCAGAGCUUGAGGACUUGGGUCUCCCUUUUUUUGACUCGGGACCUCGGGAUUUCCCCCGCCGAGGGGGCAGCCUGUGCGGGGAGCAGCCGGUGAAAAUAAGCAACUAGAGAAGAAUACCUUUAUACUCAGUAUGUCAAGAAGAAGAUUUGAUUGCCGGAGCCUCUCAGGCCUGCUGUCUACAGCUAUCCAAACUCCAAUAAAGACAGAAAACUUCCACAAUUUUUACAUGCUCACAUCUAAAGAGCUGGGCAGAGGAAAAUUUGCUGUGGUGAGACAAUGUAUUUCAAAAUCCACCGACCAAGAAUAUGCUGCUAAAUUUCUAAAGAAGAGAAGAAGAGGUCAGGAUUGUCGAGCAGAGAUCCUACAUGAAAUCGCUGUGCUUGAAUUAACAGAGUCCAGUUCCCGUGUGAUUAAUCUCCAUGAAGUCUAUGAAACUUCAAAUGAAAUCAUUUUGGUGUUAGAGUAUGCUGCAGGUGGAGAAAUUUUCAACUUAUGUUUACCUGACCUAGUUGAAAUAGUCUCUGAAAAUGAUAUCAUCAAACUUAUUAGACAAAUAUUGGAAGGAGUUUCUUAUCUACAUCAAAACAAUAUUGUGCACCUUGAUUUGAAGCCUCAGAAUAUCUUAUUAAGCAGCAUUUCUCCACUUGGAGACAUAAAAAUUGUAGAUUUUGGGAUGUCUCGGAAGAUAGGAAAUGCGUGUGAACUGAGAGAAAUAAUGGGAACUCCUGAAUACCUAGCCCCAGAAGUGUUGAACUAUGAUCCUAUUACCACAGCAACAGACAUGUGGAAUGUUGGCAUAAUUGCAUACAUGUUAUUAAUGCAUGCAUCUCCAUUUGUGGGAGAAGACAAUCAAGAAACAUACCUCAAUAUUUCUCAAGUCAAUGUGGAUUAUUCUGAAGAAAUGUUUUCAUCAGUCUCACAGCUGGCCAAAGACUUUAUUCAGUGUCUUUUAGUAAAAAACCCAGAGGACAGACCAACAGCAGAAGACUGCCUCUCUCAUCCUUGGCUCCAGCAACGGGACUUUGUAGAUUUGUUUCAUCCUGAAGAAACUUCCUGUUCUUCUCAAACUCAAGAGCACACGGUCAGAAACUCAGAAGACAAAACCAUUAAAUCUACCUGUAAUGGAACCUGUGGCAACCGAGAAGAUAAGGAGAAUAUUCCUGAGGACAUUAGUACGGUUUCCAAACGAUUUCGUUUUGAUGAUUCCUUGCAUAAUCCCCAGGAACUUGUUCCAGAUUUGUUGUGCUAGCAACUUUCUCUUCAUCAUUUGAACUGAAUUAAAAUCCACUGCAGUGUUGCCUAUGAGAUAUUAUGUUUUGUAGCUUCAUGUAUAAUGUGCUUAUACUGAACGUGCACUUUUGAUUUGGGGAAGGAUUGAAGGAAAUGUAUUUGUGUUAAAGUAUUGGUUCAUAAUGAGAGAUCUUGCUCCCUGUCCUGGAACCACAGAACUCGCCAGAGAAGAAAAUUCAAUUACUAUAUUUGCACAUUUCAGACAUUACUUCAGAAAUGAAUAGUUCUGAAUAUUUUUAGCUCUGUAUUCUGUAAAUAAGAAAAACUAAGCUAAAUUUCACUAGGUUUGCCAAAGAGUUGCUAUACAGUACCAGCUAAGUACUUUUGGUAAUUUUUUGGUGAGGACAUAAAUGCAGAAGAAUAAAUAAGUUGAAAGUUAGUCUUUUGUUUUCCCCUAGGGUAAAUGUUGUGUUAUCUUUCUAUUAAUUGAAUUCAUUUCGAACAACAACAUCAAAAUUAAGCCGUUCCGUUUACUCACUUUCCACUUAACACCCAGGAGCCAUCUUGCCACCAAGAAAAGCACUCAGCCUUUAGUUUCCUGGCUUUGCAUACAUCUUAACAAAGAAUGUGAUAUUUUUCUUGGUAAAAAGAAAUAAUACGAGUUUCCUCUGUGGUUUAACACUCAGGAAAGUGUUUUCGAACUUGGGUUUUAUAGUCUUAAUAGGCCUUUCCUCACCCCCAAAAUAUACCCAAUCAAAUACAGUUUGGAAGAUGGUUACAGAACAGCUGGCAAAGCCUUCUGACUGUUGCUCAUUGAAGAUACCUUAGAAAAUAGAGUAUUCCCCAUUGUUAAGCAGCCGUAUCUAUUGAAGGAAGAAGAGUAUAUGGCCAAAUUUAGCUAUGGAAGUAAGUAACAGAAUUUAGGAUGCAGAAUACUAAAGCUAAGAAUCUAAAACCAAGUAAGUCUGAGGAGAAACUAUUAGAGCACAGUCUCACUAAAGUGUGAAUGCCUAGAGUCCAGUAAAGAGCCAAGCUCAGAGGCAUUUAAACAGUGUUGGGAACAAGCUCAUUAAUACAUCUUUUGUACACACACAGCUCACAGUGAGUGGUGAGCUUCAGUAUGAAACAAAUUCCAUGAGGUCCUAUGGUGGCCUAUGUACUAACUGAAGACUACAAUGCAUCACUUUUUUUGGGACUUAGGCCAGAGAUUGUCACCUGGUGUCCUUGGUGUCCUCUAAAAAAGAUCCAAACAAGGAUGGGAGAUACUCUUCUCUCUAGCCAAGCCUUAAAGUCUACAAAAAGAGUGGCCUUCAUUAGCAGGUGUUUUGACAUCCCAGUAGGACAGCAUAAGGAAAGGUAAUUGGAGAUUUCGUGACCUGUUGACCUUCUUACACCAUAAAAAAGAAGCCAGCUUUGGCUAAAAAUGGUAAAGGACAUCUCUAGUUACCUCCCCAGAAGUCUAAAUCUCCAAAUGUCUCAGUAAUAGCUUUCAGACGUCACCAUUAUUACUAACAGCAAAGAGGGAUGGGUCCUUUGGCCUUAAUAUUGAAUUUACUUAAUGUUGUCAAGAGUUUUUUAAAGGAGAAGUUGUGUGUUGAAUAUAUGUGUGUAAGUUUUGAAUAUAUAAUCAUUUACACAACUCUUGAUUCAUGAUAACUCUAGGUUCUUUAAAGACGUGUGAAUCUAUUUUAUUCAACUCAGGUGCCAAAAGAAUUUUUCUCAUAUAUCAUGUACAUAUAUAAAGAAAUAGGUUUUAAACAACAGACUAGAAAUUCUAAAAGCUAAAAUGGGCAUCUUCCCUUCCUAUAAAAGCGAAGGAUUAUGGUUUUACAAUAAUCGUUUCCAUUGAUUUGCCAUCAGUAUUAAGUUAGUGCACUCAAGUGUCAAAUAACUUUCACUGGAGUAUUGGGAAGUGGUUAUGUGUAUCCAUUUUCUAUGAUAAAAUACAUGCUCACGUGUCCAGAAAUCUUGGUCCACAUCGAUAAAGGAAAUAAGCAAGAAAUGUAAAAUGUUGUAAUAUUAUAAGCACUAAAUAUUUUUAGUGCUUUCUUAUCAUUUUUUUCUGGAAGAAGCUUACAUUCAGCCAGUCUCUGCUUUUCCCCUUAGCUAUAGGGUAUACUGUAUAUCAAAUUUUAAGUUAAGCCUUUAAAAGUCUAUUUCAAUUAUUUACUUCGUCUCCUAAAAUUAAUUAAGGUUUACUGUGAAAAGACAGUAAGACUUGUAAACCAUGUAAAAUUCCAGUUGUGUCUAUAAAAAUGAAUGUAAGGAUUUCCACUAAUGGGCAAAAUAAGCAGCACCUUAAACAAUUUUCUGACUCAUUUUAUUGUUUCAGAUUAAGUUGAAUCCUGUGAAUGAGGGUAUUAUUUUGAAAUGUAUAAUCAUUAAAAAUUUCUGAUUUUAUUCCAAGAUGUUAAACUUUUCAAGUUUCUUACCUGAAGUGUUUAAAAUAAGGUUUCAUCUUAAAUUGCUUUAAAAGCAAGUAAGAGAAAAUAUAAUGAAAUAGUAUAAAUAAUAUUUUAUCAAACCACAGUAAAAGAAUAUUUCAAGGAUUUACAGGGGUUUUUCCCAUUAUUUUAGUUGGCUAGAAUAAUAAAUUUUUAGUUUGCUAACUUCACUUCACAAAAUAAAGGUCAAUAUAGUUGUAGCUUAAAAAUGGAUAAAAGCAAUUCAGGAGUAAGUUAUAAAAUUAUUGUCUGAAAUUUUACUAACAUUUUAAAAUUAAAAAGGCAAAACUGAAAUGAUACAGAAAAGGUUGCAAAAAGGUUAAAAAUAUAUUUACUACAUUGAAUUUUUUUCAUGUCCCUCAAGGAUACAUUGGUAAUUUUAAAAAAAAUUAAGUUUUUUUCACUCAGAACAAGCAAGGCUGAAUUAGGGAAUCAUUGAAACUUAAUGUAUAAUUACUCUUUCAUUUUUCAGUCACAGUAACUCCUAUAAAUCUUAUUUCCAUUUUCCCAAAGGGUCAAAUAACAACGCAUUAAAAAUGGAAAAGAGAGGGCAUUUUCACCAAGUUAAAAUGAAGGUCACCUUAACAGGAAUAAAUAUCAGUAAUUGUUCAACUGCUCUAAAAUUUAAUUCUAAAUUAUAAUAAUUUUGCAAAAUGAAAUUUACUUUCUGAAUAUGGAGUGCAAGGAGUUAAAGAAUACCUUAAAAGUAGAAAAUUCAGAUUUUAUUAUCUAUGGUCUCUUUGACUUAACUUUCCACUGUAAAGUUACAGCAAGUAUAAAACAUAAAAGCAAAGCACUUUAUACAUAUACAUACAAACAAAUAUGGAAUAGCGUACUGUCCCCAAAGAACAUUUAUCUGUUUUGAUAUCUAAAAUUGUUUACAUUUCUUACUCUAUCUUCAGUUUAGCAAUUGGAUUUCCAUAUGAAGCCAACACCUAGUAAUGGAUAUUUUUUGAAUUGUGUAAACAAUUGUACUUUUAUUUCAAAGUAUAAAAACAAAGUUUGAAAACUCUGGAUUAAUGUAAAUGUCUAAUUUUAUAAGAAUCUUUUAGAGUGCUUUAACUUACUGUAAAAUAUUGUAUAUAAUUCAAGUAUAGAUCCAACUGUCCUGUGGUAACUUUUGUUAGAUAAUUUAAGUUUUUAAGGAUAGAAUGACAUGUGAUCAAGUCUAUUAGAGCACUGUUCAUUCUAUGUACUUAAUGAGCCUUUUGAUUGUAAAUUAAAUGGCAUCCUUUUUUGUA
Molecule: messenger RNA, 5087 nt
Organism: Trichosurus vulpecula (common brushtail)
Lineage: Eukaryota; Metazoa; Chordata; Mammalia; Diprotodontia; Phalangeridae
Gene: STK17B
Product: serine/threonine kinase 17b
Exons: 8
Coding region: 303-1421 (372 amino acids)
Biological process (GO): protein phosphorylation; positive regulation of apoptotic process; intracellular signal transduction
Cellular component (GO): nucleus
Molecular function (GO): ATP binding; protein serine/threonine kinase activity
Source: RefSeq, a predicted model, not a curated record